UUGUUGUUCAUCGUCAACAUGAGGUUCCAGCUUGUCCUGUCGGCCACAUUGGCCGCCUCGGUUAGCGCAAAUCCUCUCAGCAAGAGAGCUGCCAUCGACGACUGCCUCAAGUCGGCUGGGGUCCCUGUUGAUACCCGCGGCUCCAACGACUGGACCUCGGAUGUUCGGCCCUUUAACCAGAGGUUGCCUUACACGCCGGUUGCUAUCGCGGUGCCGACGUCGGUCGAGCACGUGCAGGGCGCCGUGUCCUGCGCGGCAAAGGUCGGCCUCAAGGUGAACCCCAAGUCGGGCGGACAUAGUUACGCAUCCUUCGGCCUCGGCGGAGAAAACGGCCAUCUCAUCGUCGAGCUCGACCGCAUGAGCAAGGUCACCCUCGACUCGUCAACAAAUAUUGCAACCGUCCAGGCCGGUGCUCGGCUCGGCCAUGUUGCAACUGCCUUGUAUAAUCAGGGCAAGAGGGCUUUCAGCCACGGAACAUGUCCAGGUGUUGGCGUAGGCGGGCAUUCUCUGCACGGUGGCUUUGGCUUCAGCUCGCACACGUACGGCCUUGCGGUGGACUGGAUUGUCGGUGCCACCGUCGUUCUCGCCAACGGAACCGUCGUUGAGACCUCGGAGACAGUCAACCCUCAGCUCUUCUGGGCCAUGCGCGGCGCCGGAUCCAGCUUCGGAAUCGUGGUUGUCUUCAAGUUCAACACGUUCGCCGCACCGUCCCAGGUCACCGCCUUCCAGGUGAAUCUGCCAUGGAACAGCGCGUCGUCAAUUGCCUCGGGGUGGACGACAAUCCAGGACUGGGUGCAGAACACCAUGCCCAAGGAGAUGAACGCGCGCGUCUUUGGCAGUCCCUCCCAGACGCAGAUUCAGGGCCUCUACCACGGCAACUCGAACAACAUGCGAACUGCCAUCCAGCCGCUUCUCAGCAAGCUCGGUGCUUCGCUUUCCAACUCCCAACAGUACGACUGGAUGGGUGCCUUUUCGUAUUACACAUACGGGGGCACCGUCGACGUCACCCACCCGUACAACUCGGUCGAGACAUUUUACUCCAAGAGCUUGGUGACGACGGCUCUCCCCAGCAGCGUCAUGCAAAACGUCGGACAAUACUGGAUGUCGAGGGCCAAGAGCACCAACCGCGACUGGUACAUCAUCAUCGACUUUUACGGCGGCGUGAACUCGGCAACCACCAAGGUGCCGGCCAACGCGACGUCGUACGCCUACAGGGGCGACAAGCUCUGGCUUUACGAGUUCUACGACCGCGUCAACUCCGGGUCGUACCCCUCAAACGGCUUUAGCUUCCUCGACGGCUGGGUGAAGACGUUCACCGACGGACUCACCACGUCCCAGUGGGGCAUGUAUAUCAACUACGCGGAUCCGACCAUGUCUCGGGCCGAUGCGCAAAACGUCUACUAUCGCCAGAGCCUGAACAAGCUGAAGGUGCUCAAGGCGCAGUAUGACCCGACCGAGGUUUUCUACUACCCGCAAUCCAUCGAGCCGGCCACCUUGACGUAGUUGUCUGGCCCCGUUGGCCGGUCUGACGUGAAUUAGUGUCUAAUACUGAAGCGUCGAGAAAGGGCACGCAAAGCAGACAUUCGAAUCAAGACAGAA
Molecule: messenger RNA, 1599 nt
Organism: Lasiosphaeria miniovina
Lineage: Eukaryota; Fungi; Ascomycota; Sordariomycetes; Sordariales; Lasiosphaeriaceae
Exons: 3
Coding region: 19-1503 (494 amino acids)
Molecular function (GO): FAD binding; oxidoreductase activity
Source: RefSeq, a predicted model, not a curated record